Suncus etruscus (white-toothed pygmy shrew) is the source of this 1966-nucleotide messenger RNA. Its product is annotated as cytochrome P450 4A11-like. Gene Ontology annotation, molecular function: heme binding; iron ion binding; oxidoreductase activity, acting on paired donors, with incorporation or reduction of molecular oxygen. Lineage: Eukaryota; Metazoa; Chordata; Mammalia; Eulipotyphla; Soricidae. Bases 74 to 1603 code for a protein of 509 amino acids. The transcript is spliced from 12 exons. The record is from RefSeq and is a predicted model, not a curated record.
CUGAAGUGGGCUGAGUGGCCAGGGACAGUCCGGGAGAGUACUGCUGAAGCAGCCAGCCUACAGUCACAGCAUCAUGGAUGUCUCUGUGCUGAGCAUCACCAGGCCCCUGGGCAGUAUCUCUGGGUUUCUGCAAGUGGUCUCCCUGCUAGGCCUGGUGCUGCUGCUGAUCAAGGCUGUCCAGCUCUACCUGCACAGGCAGUGGCUGCUCAAAGCUGUCCAGCAGUUCCCAUCGCCUCCUUCCCACUGGUUCUUUGGGCACUCCAAGGAGUUCUCAGAGGAGAAAGAGCUAUCACAGAUGUUGAAAAGGAUAGAGAAGUUUCCAUGUGCCUCUCCUCGCUGGCUCUGGGGCACAAGGCUCCAGUUUAUUAUCUAUGACCCUGACUACAUGAAGGUGAUUCUGGGGCGAUCAGAUCCAAAGUCUACUAUUCCCUACAGAUUCUUGGCUCCCUGGAUUGGUUAUGGUUUGCUCCUAUUGAAUGGGCAGACCUGGUUCCAGCACCGGCGCAUGCUUACUCCAGCCUUCCACUAUGACAUCCUCAAGCCCUAUGUGGGAAUUACAGCUGACUCUGUGCGAGUGAUGCUGGACAAAUGGGCAAAGUUCCAUGAAAGUGACCCCAUUGAGAUAAUUGAAUCCAUCUCCUUGAUGACACUGGACACCAUCAUGAAGUGUGCCUUCAGCCAUUCCAGCAGCAUACAGACUGACAGGAAGUCCCAGUCCUACACCCAGGCCAUCGAGAAACUGAAGGGAUUCUUCUAUUCCCGGGCGAGGAACGCCUUCCACCAGAAUGACUUCCUAUACAGCCUGUCCUUUAAUGGCAGCAGUAACUCCAAGGUUUGUGAGGUUGCCCACGAGCACACAGACCACGUGAUCCAGCAAAGGAAGAUGCAACUGCAGAAUGAGGGCGAGCUAGAGAAGAUCAAGAAAAAGAGACACCUGGAUUUCCUGGACAUCCUGCUCUUUGCCAAGACAGAGAAGGGGAGCAGCCUGUCUGACAAGGACCUGCGGGCAGAAGUGGACACUUUCAUGUUUGAAGGUCAUGACACCACAGCCAGUGGCAUCUCCUGGAUCCUCUAUGCUCUGGCCAUAAACCCUGAGCACCAGCAGCUGUGCAGGGAGGAGUUGCAAAGCCUUCUGGGAGAUGGCACCUCCAUCACCUGGGACCACAUGGACAAGAUGCCCUACACCACCAUGUGCAUCAAAGAGGCAUUGCGAAUGUACCCACCAGUGCCUGGUGUUGGCAGAGAGCUCAGCACACCAGUCACCUUCCCUGAUGGGCGCUCCUUACCCAAAGGUCUCUCAGUGGUACUCUCCUUUUAUUUGCUUCAUCAUAACCCAAAAGUGUGGCCUGAUCCCGAGGUGUUUGAUCCUUCCCGGUUUGCACCAAGUGCUUCUCGGCACAGUCAUGCAUUUCUGCCCUUCUCAGGGGGCUCCAGAAACUGCAUUGGGAAGCAGUUUGCCAUGAAUGAGAUGAAGGUGGCUGUGGCACUGACCCUGCUCCGCUUUGAACUGGCUCCUGACCCCUCCAGAGUUCCCAUACCCAAUGCCAAACUUGUGCUGAAUUCAAAGAAUGGAAUCCACCUGUACCUCAAAAAACUCGCCUAAGUAUGGUGACAGGAAUGCCUACCACCCAGUCUACUGCCACCUACUCUUGCCCUACUCCUGUCCACUUGUCUUUCUUGAGAUCUGCUCAAACUGCAUGCUCUCAGUGUUCCCAUUCCCCAUUUGUUUGACUGUUUCCCUGCCUUUGUCCUCUCAUCUUCUCACUACCCAUGGAACUACUGUCCACCUGCCUGUCCCGCCUCUCUCUUUGCAUUUACAGUUUUUAUGUCUGCUUGCCUGUCAUUCUAUGAGUCUCUUUUAGUGCUAUAACAAAUUACCCACAUGUAUACUUUUACAAUGAAACAAAUCUAUACUCUUACAACUUAGGAACCAGAAAUCUGCAUGGGAAUUGCUGAAAGGAAUUCC